This is a messenger RNA of Lycium barbarum (goji berry), 639 nucleotides long. RefSeq lists its product as uncharacterized. NCBI's taxonomy places the organism in Eukaryota, Viridiplantae, Streptophyta, Magnoliopsida, Solanales, Solanaceae. The transcript has 2 exons. The coding region runs from base 1 to 639 and encodes 212 amino acids. The record is from RefSeq and is a predicted model, not a curated record.
AUGGGAUAUAUCCAUGAGGACAACCUAAGAGCUAGGAAGAAAUUUGGCUUCGUUGCUGGUACGAUCAAGAAGCCGGAUGAAGAAUCACCAGGUUUGGAAGAUUGGUGGACUAUAAAAUCACUAUUGGUGUCAUGGAUUCGCCACAUUAUAGAACCAAUGCUUCACUCAAUUAUUUCACAUAAAGAGGAAGCGAAAGAAUUGUGGACGAGCAUCCGAGAACGGUUCGCCGUUAUCGACUGCCCUCGGAUGCAACAACUUAAGGCUGAGCUCGCGGAGUGCAAGAAGAAUGGAAGGACCAUAGUGGAUUACUAUGGAAGACUCACUAAGUUGUGGGAGAAAUUGACAAAUUACGAACAGAUUCCGACUUACAAGUGUGGAAAGUGCACGUGCAAUCUAGGGACGGCCCUAGAAACCAAAAGAGAAGAAGAAAAAGUGCAUCUUUUCCUUAUGGGAAUGGAUGAAGCAAUGUAUGGAAUGUGCAAGGGAAAAACCCUCACCGUGACCAAAGUCAUGAAGGAAAAAACGAUGAUGCAUUCUGCACAUAAUGCAAGAGAUCCGGACACAUCGUGGAUGGAUGUUUUCAACUCAUUGGCUAUCCGGAUUGGUGGCCAGGAAAUAAAAAAGGAUAUGAAAAAAUAG